This is a messenger RNA of Thamnophis sirtalis, 1116 nucleotides long. RefSeq names its product biogenesis of lysosomal organelles complex 1 subunit 3 (gene BLOC1S3). NCBI's taxonomy places the organism in Eukaryota, Metazoa, Chordata, Lepidosauria, Squamata, Natricidae. The record is from RefSeq and is a predicted model, not a curated record. Gene Ontology annotation, cellular component: BLOC-1 complex.
AUCCAGAAAUGAUCUCUCCGAGGUACAAAACCAUCAUCCAGGGCGAAGCCUCUGAGACCGACUCGGAGGAAGAAAUCAUUUGUUCGGCCUCUCCUCAGGCUGCCUUUGGAAACCCUUCUGGAGUUCGAGUCACUGGAGAAGCCUCCGAAACAGACGAGGAAGACGAAGCCGGAAACUUCCCUGGAUCGAAAACCGAGGCGAAAUUGAUCACGCCAGAUUUACCGCCCCUGAUCGUCUACAGGGACGAAGAUCCGGAGUCUCCCACGGCAGUCGAAGAGAAGCCCGCCCUUCACAUCAAACACCGGGGCCGAUAUAGCUCCCUCUUGCAGCAGAAGCUGGUGGAGAGUAACGCUCGCUUGUACUACGACAUCAACAACACCAUCCGCCAGGUCUACCAAACCGCCAUCAAGGAGAUUGGAGCCAUUACUGGGCAGCUGAGCAACUCCCAAAACGGCAUCAUCAACGCUUCGCACAACAUACGGCUGGUUCUGGAUGACCUCCGGUCCGUGGCGGACCAAAUAGACAUAAUUAACAGCUGCAGUUUGUUACCGGAUAUUGCGAUAGAGGUGCCUUCGGCGCACACCUGAGAGAGACAGGCUGACUGCUUCCUGCACACGGCUGUUCAAGGGAGAUUGGAUGGGACCCCGCUUGUAGAGCUCAGCCGAAAAAAACUGAAACGGACUGAAAUAUUUGUCCAGUCUAAAGAAAUCUUUGCUGCCUGUUUGACGCUGAAAUCACAGUACGUCCUUUUAUAAUCUGGCUCCAGCCUUUAGAUUGAAAACCAAACCGAACCGAGCAAAAAUAAAACUGCUUUCCCUGUUUUGGAGAGAAAGGGACCGGUGCCAUUUCAAGAGAGUACCUCUCCUCCCGGCUCAUAUUUUUUUAAAUUGUACACUUGGUUGCACGAGGAUGGGUGGCACUUCCUGAGCGUGUAAAUGCAGCAUCACUUUGGACUCGUGAAAAUGUGUCCGAAGAAUCUAAACUGCCUUCAUUGAUAACACAUCGAUUAUUCAUUUGGAAGGGAAUGUAGGAUUUGAGCAGGACUAAGAACAAUGAGAUAAUUAUUGAUUUCAUUCAUGGAGGGGCGGGGUGUGAAUCAAAGGAGCUAUAAUCUGU